GGGAGAAAGUUGAACCCCAGCAGAAACAUGGCUCGCAGUGUUUUGUGCAGAGGAGUCUCUGUCCUUCAGCUCAGCAGAACAUGUCUGCUGUCCGCUCCUCGGUGGUACUCCCAGUCCGAACCGGAACCGCUGGCACUGAAGCAACAGAACCACGGAAUCAGGAGGAUUAUUCUAAACAACCCUAAGAAGCGGAACGCUCUGUCCCUGGCCAUGCUGGAAACCAUCCGAGAGAACAUCCUGGCAGACGCUGACAGCAAAGAUCUCAGAGUCAUCAUCAUAUCUGCCAAAGGUCCGGUGUUCUCAUCGGGACACGACCUGAAGGAGCUGACAUCCGCUCGGGGCAGAGAGUUCCACACCAAGGUGUUUCAGACCUGCUCAGAGGUGAUGACCCUGAUACAAGACAUCCCCGUCCCAGUGAUCGCCAUGGUGAACGGCGUCGCCACAGCAGCCGGCUGCCAGCUGGUCGCCAGCUGUGACAUCGCCGUAGCGACCGAGAAGUCCACCUUUGCCACUCCUGGCGUCAAUGUGGGCCUGUUCUGCUCGACGCCGGCGGUGGCCAUCGGCAGAGCGGUGCCCAGGAAGGUUGCCAUGGAGAUGCUGCUGACGGGAACUCCUCUCUCAGCCCAUGACGCUCUGCUGCACGGCCUGAUCAGUAAGGUGGUUCCCGAGGAGCGGCUGGAGGAGGAGACGCUGGCCAUCGCCCAGCGGGUCUGCCAGUCCAGUCGGCCCGUCGUGGCUCUUGGAAAGGCCACCUUCCUCAGACAAAUGGCUCAAGGCAGAGACGCAGCGUAUGCUACGGCCUCCAAGGUGAUGGUGGACAACCUGGCUCUCCGGGAUGGGCAGGAGGGGAUCCGGGCCUUCAUCGAGAAACGCAAGCCUGUGUGGAGCCAUAAAGCUGAGAAGGUUCACGACUGAGCAGCUCUGCUGCUAGAGAAGAAGAAAUAAAAGAGUGAAAUCUGCAGUAUUAAGAAGAUCUAAGGUUGAAAUCAUUUCUUAUUUUAGCCAAACAGAACCUCUGUUCUGCUCAGAUCAGCACCUCUCUGGGCCUCAGGAGCUCAUUCUGUUAGAAAUUCAUCCUUGUUUAUCUUGAUUUGAUGUUUUCCUUUAGACUAAAUUAAUCAGACCUUUUGCAUAUUAUUGAGGAAACAGCAGAUGGUCUCUGAUAAUCAGAUGAUUUCCCCUCUUAAUGGUGGACGUUUGUGACAGACUGGUUUAAGCUAAACCUUAAACUAAACUGAGUUUAGGAAAAAGGUUCCCUUCUUG
Messenger RNA from Cyprinodon variegatus (sheepshead minnow), 1263 nucleotides. RefSeq names its product enoyl-CoA hydratase domain containing 3 (gene echdc3). The transcript is spliced from 6 exons. The record is from RefSeq and is a predicted model, not a curated record. Gene Ontology annotation, cellular component: mitochondrion. Gene Ontology annotation, molecular function: hydro-lyase activity. The coding region runs from base 28 to 915 and encodes 295 amino acids. NCBI's taxonomy places the organism in Eukaryota, Metazoa, Chordata, Actinopteri, Cyprinodontiformes, Cyprinodontidae.